AUGUUUCAACAAUACUUUGAUACAAACAAAUUCGUGCAGAAACUGGAAAUGGAAGGGUUCUCACGUCAACAGGGAGAAGCCAUAAUGGAUUCCUUGGCUGAAGUUAUGAAUGAAAGCAUGCAAACAAUCGUAAAGAAUAUGGUCACAAAAGCAGAACAGGAGAAAACCGUCUAUGCAUAUAAAGUGGAUUUUGCACAACUAAAAUCAGAACUUCAGAUGCUCGAAAAGAAUGAUUUUGCCAUGAUGAAAGCCAAUAAUGAACAAUUAGUAGCAGAAGUCGAAAGACUAAAGCAGAAAUUAAACGAAGAAGUAAGACGUACUCAGGCUGGUGUAAGAUUGGACUUGAAUUUAGAAAAAGGUAGGAUUAGGGACGAAUCCAGUGCUAUCGAGCUAAAGAUCCAGGAAACGGAUACACGUCUCGAGGGAGAAAUCAGCAAUUUGCGCACACAGAUGGAAACCAUAAAAUUUCAGUUGUUGCAGUACAUGCUCGGUACAUUAACAGGCGCUGGCGCAUUGAUUCUCGCGUACAUGCGCAUGUUCCGAUAG
This is a messenger RNA of Paraglomus occultum, 546 nucleotides long. NCBI's taxonomy places the organism in Eukaryota, Fungi, Glomeromycota, Glomeromycetes, Paraglomerales, Paraglomeraceae. The record is from the annotation of a GenBank genome assembly.